CUUCAACAAAAACAGAAACCCCAUCAACAGCAACUACAUCUGCUGCACCACCAACACCCCCAGCACCUGAAGUUACUACUGCUGUUACUGCUGAAACAUCAUCCACAGGAACACCACCUUCCACAAAAACAGAAACCCCAUCAACAGCAACUACAACUGCUGCACCACCAACACCACCAGCACCUGAAGUUACUACUGCUGUUACUGCUGAAACACCAUCCACAGGAACACCACCUUCCACAAAAACAGAAACUCCAUCAAUUGUUACUACAACUGCUGCCCCACCAACACCAACAGCUCCUGAAGUUACUACUGCUGUUACUGCUGAAACACCAUCUACAGGAACACCACCUUCAACAAAAACAGAAACCCCAAUAAUUGCUACUACAACUGCUGCACCACCAACACCAACGGCUCCUGAAGUUACCACUGCUGUUACUGCUGAAACACCAUCUACAGAAAUGUCACUUCACACACCAACAGAAACUCCAUCAACCGUUACUACAACUGCUGCACCACCCACACCAACAGCUCCUGAAGUUACUACUGCUGUUACUGCUGAAACACCAUCUACAGGAACACCACCUUCAACAAAAACAGAAACCCCAUCAACAGCAACUACAACUGCUGCACCACCAACACCAACGGCUCCUGAAGUUACCACUGCUGUUACUGCUGAAACACCAUCUACAGGAACACCACCUUCCACAAAAACAGAAACCCCAUCAAUCGCUACUACAACUGCUGCACCACCAACACCAACGGCUCCUGAAGUUACCACUGCUGUUACUGCUAAAACACCAUCUACAGGAACACCUCCUCCCACAAAAACAGAAACCCCAUCAACUGCAACUACAACUGCUGCACCACCCACACCAACAGCUACUGAAGUUACUACUGCUGUUACUGCUGAAACACCAUCCACAGGAACACCACCUUCCACAACAACAGAAACCCCAUCAAUCGCUACUUCAACUGCUGCACCACCAACACCAACAUCUCCUGAAGUUACUACUGCUGUUACUGCUGAAACACCAUCUACAGGAACACCACCUUCAACAAAAACAGAAACCCCAUCAACAGCAACUACAACUGCUGCACCACCCACACCAACAGCUACUGAAGUUACUACUGCUGUUACUGCUGAAACACCAUCCACAGGAACACCACCUUCAACAAAAACAGAAACCCCAUCAACAGCAACUACAACUGCUGCACCACCAACACCACCAGCACCUGAAGUUACUACUGCUGUUACUGCUGAAACACCAUCCACAGGAACACCACCUUCCACAAAAACAGAAACCCCAUCAAUUGCUACUACAACUGCUGCACCACCAACACCAACAUCUCCUGAAGUUACCACUGCUGUUACUGCUGAAACACCAUCCACAGGAACACCACCUUCCACAACAACAGAAACUCCAUCAACCGUUACUACAACUGCUGCACCACCAACCCCAACAGCUCCUGAAGUUACUACUGCUGUUACACCAUCUACAGAAAUGCCACUUCACACAACAGAAAGUCCAUCAACCGUUACUACAACUGCUGCACCACCAACACCAACUGCUCCUAAAGUUACCACUGCUGUUACUGCUGAAUCACCAUCUACAGAAAUGCCACCUCCUACAACAGCAGAAACACCAUUAACAGCUACUACAAUUGUCAGUGCAUCGAGACCAACAGCACCACAAAUAUCUACUACUGCUGUUACUGCUGAAACACCAUCUAGAGGAACACCACCUCCCACAAAAACAGAAACCUCAUCAACUGCAACUACAACUGCUGCACCACCAACACCAACAGCUCCUGAAGUUACUACUGCUGUUACUGCUGAAACACCAUCUACAGAAAUGCCACGUCCUACAACAGCAGAAACACCAUUGACAGCUACUACAAUUGUCAGCCCACCGAUACCAACAGCACCACAAUUGUUUACCUCUGCAGUUACUGAAACACUGUCUACUAGAACACCACCUUCCACAAAAACAGAAACUCCAUCAACAGCUACUACAACUUCUGCACCAACAACACCAACUACUCCUGAAGUUACCACUGCUAAUACCGCUGAAACACCAUUGACAGAAACAACAACCUGUUACUGCACAUUUGCAAAUCAAACAUUUCCACCUGAGUCCGUCAUCUACAAUAAAACAGAUAAAGCGGGUUGGUGCUACUUUGCUUACUGUAACUCCAAUUGUGUUAGUGAAAUAACACAGAAGCCAUGUCCUCAGACUACUACGAUUCCACUUUCAACAGUUCCAAACGACUGUAUCGAUGUCAACAAAAAGAAUGGAGAGUCAUGGAAUGAAGGGUGUACCACUAAAAACUGCAUAAAUGGCAAAGUCACCACAAGCCCUGUACAGUGUGACUCUGCAGAUUCUGACAUACCUACAUGUGCCAAUGGGCUUAAGCCUGAGAAGGUUUAUUAUAAUAAUGGCUGCUGCACUAAGUACGAGUGUUCAUGUCAAUGCAGUGGCUGGGGUGACCCUCAUUACAGUACUUUUGAUGGAACAUAUUAUGUAUUCCAAGGGAUCUGCGACUAUGUGUUGGUCCAAGAAAUCAUUCCAAGAUACAAUAUCAGUGUCCAUGUUAAAAACAAUUAUUGUGAGGCUACAAAUAAAUAUGCUUGCCAAGAUUCUGUGAUUGUGAAGUACAAAGGCUAUGAAAUCAAGCUAGCAAGUAACACUGAACAGAUUCAGGUCUCUGUCAAUGAUGUUGUGAAGGUCCCAACUUUCUUGAAUGAAGACUUCUCCAUUACAACCUCUGGCAUGGCAGUAAUUCUGAACAUCAAAGAAAUCAAAUCUGAGAUUGUAGUCAGUCAUCAAGGCUUUAAGAUCAAUCUACCAUUCUCAUACUUUAAAGGCAAUACAGAAGGACAAUGUGGUGUUUGUGACAAUGAUGCCACAAAUGACUGCCGACGUCCUGAUGGAACAAUUGAUCAGUCAUGUGAGCAAAUGGCAGCAUUGUGGGCAGAUUCUCCAGGAUGUGAAUCUCCAACACCACAUCCUAGCGAACCUAUUCCUACCUGCACAGCACAAGUCUGUGAGGUCAUCAAGAGCGAUUUGUUCAAGAGCUGCCAUGACAUCGUUCCCUAUCAAAGCUACUAUGAGGCAUGUAAAUAUGAUGUGUGCUACAAAAGAAAUGAUACCAUGGCCUGCGCUAGUUUAGAGGCCUAUGCACAGCUAUGUGGUCUAAAGUCUGUCUGUGUGGAUUGGAGAGGCUCAGAUGACCUCAACGGACAGUGUGGAUACAACUGUGGUGAUCACAAGGUCUACCAGGCAUGUGGGCCUAAAGUGGAAAAAACCUGCAGUACAAGAUACAACGAGAUGUUUGCGGACAAUGGCGAUCAAACGUUCAUGGAAGGUUGUUUCUGUCCUGAAAACACAUAUCUACUUAGUUCAACAACCGAUCAAUGUACACCUACUUGUGACUGCAUUGGCCCGGAUGGAUUACCAAGACAGCCUGGAGACUCGUGGGUUGUCAACUGUACAACAUACAAGUGCUCAAGUGAGAGUUUUGGUGUUGUCCAAGAGCCUAUGAACUGUCCAAAAAUAAAGCCCUGUCAUGAAGGAUACAAAAGCGUAAUUGAAAACUGCUGUCCAACCUGUGUCUGUGAUACCAGCCUGUGUCCAAUGAAGUGUGAUGUGGGAUAUGAGCUUUCAGAAGAAAUACCUGAACACCAUUGCUGUCCACACUGUGUGCCGAAAGACGUUUGUGUGCACAAUAACACUGAGUAUCAGCCUGGAGUUAAAAUCCCCACAGAGCCUUGUAUGGAAUGUCACUGUCAUAUGGAUAAGGAUAAAGAUAUGGAUGAAGACAGACAUAGUAAACUACACACUGUGACUUGUGUUAAAAAAGUCUGUACACCUUGCUCUGAGGGCUUUGAGCUUGUGGAACAAGAAGGAGAGUGUUGUGGAACGUGCAAGCAGAAGUCCUGUAUUUAUACAGCGCCAGAUAACACCACUCACACUCUUCAGCCUGGAGAGGUCAAAAGUCAUCACAAAUGUGAGACUCUUACCUGUCGUGAAAUUGAUGGUGUGUUUGUGACAGAGAAGAUCAAACCUAAAUGCCCUGACUUUAAUCCUGAUGACUGUGAGGCUGGAACUGAGAGAUUUGAUGACGACGGAUGUUGCAAGAUCUGCAAGCCAAAGAUCUGCAUUGUUCGUAAAAACACCACACAUGUGAAUGCAAAUGACUGCAAGUCCAUCAGCCCUAUAGAAGUGACGUCCUGCAGUGGUCACUGUGGCACCCAAUCAAUGUAUUCAAUGGAAAACAGCAUCAUGAUGCACAGCUGUUCUUGCUGCAGAGAGGAGAAAUUCGUCACUCGUCAAGUGAAGCUGAAGUGUGCCGAUGGCAGAGAGAUCGUCCACGACUAUGUUUACAUUGAGAGCUGCACAUGCACUCCUACCAAGUGUGGUGAUUAGACAGCAUGAAGACUGAUUUAAAUAAAGCUGACCUUAAUCAAAGCUUUUCCUUUGAUUACUGCUGAUUUGUGAUAAAUUACUUAAGAAAAUAAUACUUGAAGUAAUAAUAAAAGCAAUGUGUGUGUGCAUGUGUGUGUGAUCUAUCAAAACUUCUUCAUGCCUUUUUUCUAGGGAUAUGGCUUUCACUUUAAAUGUUUACUUCUGUUUUUUUCAAGCUUUUUUCUAUGAUGUAAUGACAUUUCUAAAUAUUUGUAAUGGAAUUAGGCGAAUGAUGAACUCAAUAAAGAGGUCAACCAGCAACAAUUUAA
Molecule: messenger RNA, 4738 nt
Organism: Danio rerio (zebrafish)
Lineage: Eukaryota; Metazoa; Chordata; Actinopteri; Cypriniformes; Danionidae
Source: RefSeq, a predicted model, not a curated record